Messenger RNA from Miscanthus lutarioriparius, 462 nucleotides. The record is from the annotation of a GenBank genome assembly. Lineage: Eukaryota; Viridiplantae; Streptophyta; Magnoliopsida; Poales; Poaceae.
AUGGCCAACAGCAACCUGCCGCGCCGAAUCAUCAAGGAGACGCAGCGGCUCCUCAGCGAACCAGCGCCAGGGAUUAGCGCGUCGCCGUCGGAGGAGAACAUGCGGUACUUCAAUGUCAUGAUCCUGGGCCCCGCGCAGUCACCCUAUGAAGGUGGAGUUUUCAAGCUUGAACUAUUCUUGCCUGAGGAAUAUCCAAUGGCUGCCCCGAAAGUUAGAUUUCUCACCAAAAUUUACCAUCCCAACAUUGACAAGCUUGGUAGGAUAUGCCUCGACAUUCUUAAGGACAAAUGGAGUCCAGCUCUUCAGAUACGUACAGUUCUGCUGAGCAUUCAGGCACUUCUGAGCGCCCCAAAUCCAGAUGAUCCUCUCUCAGACAACAUUGCGAAACACUGGAAAUCCAAUGAAGCUGAAGCUGUUGAGACAGCGAAGGAGUGGACUCGCCUGUAUGCAAAUGGGGCAUGA